AUGGGCAAAAACGACAAGAAGGGUGCUGACAAGGGCGGAAAGGCCAAGGGAGGAGACAAGGGUAAAGAUGCCAAAGACUCGGGCUCUGGUGGCAAGGCAAAAGGUGCUCAGAGCAUCAAUGUUCGUCACAUUUUGUGUGAGAAGCAUGCCAAGAAGGAGGAGGCUCUAGCGAAGCUGAACGACGGUGCCAAAUUCGACGAAGUUGCGCGGGAGUUUUCAGAGGACAAGGCCAGACAGGGUGGUUCCUUGGGUUGGAAGACCAAGGGCAGCUUGGAUCCCAAGUUCGAAGAGGUUGCUUUUGCUCUUGAACCAAGCACAACAACCAGUCCCAAAUUCGUCGAGGUCAAGACCGGCUUUGGAUAUCAUAUUAUCAUGGUCGAAGGCAGAAAGUAG
This is a messenger RNA of Fusarium coffeatum, 393 nucleotides long. RefSeq lists its product as uncharacterized. NCBI's taxonomy places the organism in Eukaryota, Fungi, Ascomycota, Sordariomycetes, Hypocreales, Nectriaceae. The transcript has 3 exons. Bases 1 to 393 code for a protein of 130 amino acids. The record is from RefSeq and is a predicted model, not a curated record. Gene Ontology annotation, biological process: rRNA processing. Gene Ontology annotation, molecular function: peptidyl-prolyl cis-trans isomerase activity; DNA binding.